Molecule: messenger RNA, 4075 nt
Organism: Colius striatus (speckled mousebird)
Lineage: Eukaryota; Metazoa; Chordata; Aves; Coliiformes; Coliidae
Product: probable E3 ubiquitin-protein ligase HERC3
Exons: 23
Coding region: 130-3072 (980 amino acids)
Biological process (GO): ubiquitin-dependent protein catabolic process; protein ubiquitination
Molecular function (GO): ubiquitin protein ligase activity
Source: RefSeq, a predicted model, not a curated record
GCCGGCUGGAGAGGUCAGAGGGGUGGCGAGGGCAGCUAGAGGCCUGCCGGGGCUGGGAGCCUCCUGGCCGGGGGCUGACCCGCCGGCGGAGCUGUGCGUGCCGGCUGUGAGACUCUCCGGGAGUGGUACAUGCGUGGGCGACGACGGGUCCGUGGAGAUGAAGCUGCUGAAUUGCGCCUGAUCUGCGGUGCUGCCGCUCGGGGAGCGCGAGGUGCUGCGCGGGGGGCUCAGCAGUGUCCCGGUCCCCGGGGAGUAGACUUGAAUUUUCCUCUCUGGUUGCAUUUUAUGGAGCACACACAGUUGCAGGGGAAUGAGAAACUACAGUGUUCAAACCACGAUGCCACACAUAUGCUUGUUCUCUCCUCUGGUGGAAAGCUUUAUGAACACUGGGCUAUGGCUUCAGCUGACUGCUCUAAGAUAAGGCUGGUGAAAGAACUAGGAAACCAAGAUAUCGUCCAAAUAGCAUGUGGGGACCAGCAUGCCAUGGCGCUUUCCAGAGGAGGUGAGCUCUUCACCUGGGGCCAGAACAUCCACGGACAGCUUGGAGUGGGGAGCCAAACCACACUCAUACGCCGGCCACAGCUGGUGGGAAGACUAAAGGGCAUCCCGCUUUCUCAAAUUGCUGCUGGAGGAGCUCACAGUGUUGUCGUGUCCCUCUCUGGAUUUGUGUACUCCUGGGGAAAGAAUGAUUUUGGACAGCUGGGACUUGGAGACACAGAAGACAGGAGCUGCCCAUCAUACAUUGGAGCCUUAGAACACUGGAAGACUGUAUUUAUCUCAUGUGGAACAGAUCAUACUGCAGUUCUCUCCAAGGAGGGCUUGGUGUGCACCUUUGGAGCAGGAGGAGCUGGCCAGCUUGGCCACAAUUCCACCCGGAAUGAACUCACACCUCGUGUGGUGGCUGAGCUGUGGGGAGCAAGAGUUACACAAGUUGCCUGCGGCAGACAGCACACCUUGGUCUAUGUCCCCUCCUUGGACAAAGUCUAUCUGUUUGGUUCUGAUGAAGAACAACUGGGAGAUGAGAGAAAGCCUAAUCAGUUGAUACCACUUCCCAUCAAUUCACCAGUGAAUACUGGAAAGGGCUGUCAGGAAAACAACACAUUGCAAGAGGUGAUUGAAAUUGUUGCUGGAGGAAACCAAAGAAUUGUCCUUUGCAAGAAGAACAUGAAUUCCUGUUUGAAUGGAAUUGCCAUUCUGAAGGAUGAAGAUGUGGAUGCAUGGAUUUCUAAUUGCAGUUUACUGGAACUCUGGGACAGUAUAAAAGAGAAUAUCAGACUGACCUUUUCAUCUGAGGCUUGCAUCAACGGCAGCUUCCUGGACAAAAGAGACAAACAUUUCAAAACUUCCAAAGAAUUCUUGGGUGUGGACAUGUCAGAAGUGCAAUGUUUUUACGAGAAGAUCAGCAAGAAGCCAAAAGUCUUCCAGGAGGUGCAAAAGGAGAUUGAGAAGUUACUGCCAUCAUUGUCUUCCUCUCCCAUCUCACCUGAAAAUUUCAGAAUCUACUUGAUCUUGCCUUUCCUUCUGCAGGGAAGGGAUCACAGCUCUUACCAUUCUCUCAGGCUGCUAGCACAAGCCAUCACGAAGCUGAAGCCAGAAGACCUGCAAACUCUUGAAGGCCUGUGGUCAAAUCUAGAAACAUCCUUUUUCGAGGAGCUGGUUAUUCUAUACCAGAGGGUUUCCCAGGAAAACCUGCUUCGGUUUCUCAUGGAAGUCAGAGACCGACAAAGAGAGUCCUUCAAGCUGUACCCACAUGAAACAGAGACCCUGCAAAUACUGCAGAUUCUUUACCAGGUGAACUCCAGAACUGGUUUCAGAGUACAGGAAAACAACUUCUAUGUGCCUGAACUGAAAACACUUAUCAAAUGUUGUUGGUUAAUUAAUCCAAACGCAGUAGUGGCCCUAUGGAAGCUGAGCAAAUAUCCGUGCAUCUUUGACAUACAAGACAAGGUGGCUGUUCAUCACACAGAAUGCUCUGCUCUGUCCAGCCCCUUUAGGGAUAUACACAGAAUACUGAAGUUCCAGGAGUGCUGGUAUUUCCCAGUCACAAGAGAGUGCCUUCUGCAAGACAUAUGGACCCAUUUAAGUACAGCACCAACCCAGCAAUUUAGGAGGGUCUUAAAGGUAUCGUUCGUGGGCGAGGCAGGACGGGACGAUGGCGGGCUAGCCAAGGAGCUCUUCAGGGUCGCGGCCCGGACCCUCUGCGAGCCAAGCACCGGGGCCUUCCGCCGCCUGGCCUCCGGGCUGGUGUGGUUCCCCAGCCAGGCCUCGAGCUGUGGGGACAUUUUCUUCCGGAUCGGGACGCUGUGCGGCAUGGCCCUGUUCAACUCCUGCACUGUGCCUUUCGCCUUCCCCAGGGCUCUCUACAGAAAGCUGCUGGGCCUGGUGCCCACCCUGGAGGACCUCGAGGAGCUGUUGCCAGCUGCAAGCCGGAGUCUUCAGAGCAUUUUGGAUGAAGAAUGUGAUGAUGUCCUUGAGAGCCUGGCCAUGGACUUCACGGUAAUGGAAGAAGAUUCCACGGUUGUUGUUGAACUUAAAGAAAAUGGUGCCAGCAUCCCUGUCACUAAGGAUAACAGGAAAGAAUUUGUUGAUUUGUACUUGAAUUAUGUGUUUAAUGAAUCGAUACGGAAGCCAUUUGAGGACUUUAUGCAAGGGUUUUUAAGAGGCUGCCCAGCGAGAAGGUGGAAGAUGUUUCUCCCUGCAGAGCUCCAGAUUGUUCUCCAGGGGCACACAAAAUUGGACUGGUGUCUGCUGGAAAAGAACGUGGUGUACGUACGCUAUAAAAGGUUUGAUUCAACCAUCACGUUUUUUUGGCAUGUGUUUCACAAACUCCCAGAAGAAAAAAAGAAAAUGUUUCUUGCUUUUUUGUCAGGAUCUGAUCGAAUCCAUGUGUUUGGAGUAGAAUAUUUUAAAUUUACUAUUGAAGAUCCUCAAGCAGAAAAUCCAGAUGAGCUCUACCCUUCUGCCAGUACCUGCAGCCUUAUUUUGUUCCUUCCCCGAUACAGCAGUAAAAGAGUACUCAAGAAAAUGUUGCUCUAUGCCAUAGAGCAUAAUGAAUGUUUUGGCUUGCGCUAACUCUUGCUCAUGGAGCACUUCAAAGCAAAAAUAAGAAAACAAGUCUGUGUUUUGCUUGUCGUAUUUUUCUCUUGGUAACUCCAGUGUCCUGGUUUCUACCCUGCUUUAUUUUUAGUGCACUUUACAAACACUACAGUGUGUGCAUUCACUAAGAUUUUCUGUUGAUUGCAAAAGCAAGCAAAUUUUUUUGCAAAAAAUGAGCCAGUGAUUGUUAGAUUAUAAAGUUGUGAAAAGAAGGAUCCUGUUCAACAUGCUGCCAAGAAGCAAGCUGAUAACUAAGCAUAUGUAGAUCUUGUCUGCACUGUGCUGGUCUUUUUAGUCAGUGAGCUUUCAGCGGCAGGGAUUCUGGGAUUUGUACAGUACCAAACACUCAGCCAGUAUGUGCUAAGCAGUCAUUGCCAGAGGAAGCUAGGGUAAAGUUUUCAUCUGUGUUAGUUAAGGAUUCUCUUGGGGAGCAGCAAACUCUACAGAGACAUAUUCCUGCAAACUGUGAAUUGAAGGGGCAGCCUGCCCUCACCUGGGUAGGGCCUCUGACUUACCUGAGAGAGGACUUACCUUAGGAUGAGGAUUUAAUCAUUCCCAGACUUCUGUUAAAGCUGUAUUUGUAAAGCAUUGGUGGACUUUUUUAUUAUUUAGUGUGAUAACACCAUGACCUUUGCAACGUUUCUUUGUGUAUUCUAAGGAGACAAUUAGCAAUUGAACCAAAUUUUAGGCUUGCAGAACAGCGCUGUCUACAGAAGGCCUGAGGAGGCCUGAGGGCUGCUGGAAGCUUGUUUGUCAAAACAGUGCAUAGCACUGUCAGGAUGUUGACAGUGGCAGGCAGGAUGUAAAGCUGGGAUGUGUAUUUUCUACAUGUUUUGCUUUGUGUAAAAAGAGAGAAAGAGCCAACAAUCGUGAUUUUCAGCAGUCUUUUCUUUGGUGUGUUAAGUGUGUUAGUGGACAUACCUAUGUGAAGAAGGCUUUUAUUUUGAUGAAUUAAAUGAUGUUUGAUGAGAUUUCCACA